GAGUGCCAUUUGGAACAUGUCUGGAUUCUCCUGCUGUCGCUGUCUCAUCAGUUUCUCUUCAGUGUCUCUUCCAUGAGAAAAAAAAAAAAAGUUGUUCCACGUAAUGUUCACAGACAGUUAUGAAAAGAAGAGGAGACAAGGAGGAGCAGGGUGUGUCUGUGUAUUUCAUGGUGCAACAAUCGAGGCCCCUUAUUAACACGUUGCUGCUUCUUGGCUUCAGCUCUGAAGACUAGAAAUUAAAACCUUUGGGCUUCUCUCCAUUUGAAAACACUCGACUUGAGUAUAAAUGCAACAAUGCAAACGCCAAGGACGUGGAUUGUGUUCAUCUGUCUGAGUGGAAUAAUUUCAUCAGGACAAAACCUAGACUCUGGUCAUGACACGGAUGCUUUAAUGGAAAUCUCCACUGACGCUCCUGAAUUAUUAAUAGCACCCAUUCCUUCACCAAGGAUUGAUGCAGGAGUGACACUGCUGGAUGCACAUGCUGCUGCAGAGAGUGAAGAUGAGCAUCUCCAAGCAAAUGCUGAAAAGGAGACUGAGCAGGAAAAAACUGAUUUCACAAACCUGGAAGCCGGUAGAAGAAGGAGAAGCGCCUGGGGGACGAGAAAACAUGCAGCUACAGUGGAGUCCAUCGCAUAUAGAAUAGCAGGUUUGGGGCGACCCAUGAUUGGCUGGAGAAAGCGCGGAAAAGGAGAAGACGUGAGCAGCGCUCUUCUGGCUGCACUCAGGGUACUUCAUGCUGAGAAGAGAAGACUGAUGGAUCUCAGCAAAGCACGAGAGGAGGAGGAAGAUGAUGACGACGAUGAAGAUGAGGACGAUGAUGAUGAUGAUGAUGAUGAUGAUGAUGAUGAGGACGAUGAUGAUGAAGAUGAGGAGGAGGAGGAGGAGGAAGAAGAAGAGGAAGAAGAGGAGGAAGCGGAAGAAGAAGAGGAAGAGGAAGAGGAAGAAACAACUGAGUCACCCAGCAAUCAAACAGAAACGCUCACCAGUUUUACAGAGUCUCCUGUUAAGUGUCAGAGUACUGAGAGAGAAAUCACCUGCAGGGGCAUCGGCAUGAUUCACCUGCCAAGCUUCCAUAACCUGGAGGCCACUAAGCUGGACUUGGCAGAGAACAACAUCAGAAUCAUCACUGCACAAGCUUUCUCUGGCCUUCUUAACCUGGACACACUGGACCUGAGCCAAAACGUACUGGACGAUGAGUCGUUCAGCCAAAACCCGCUUUCUAACUUGACCUUUCUGAAGAAGCUGAAUCUGGAUGGCAACCAGAUCACCAUGAUCCCAGUGCUUCCUCCAUCUCUGGAGGAGCUCAAAGUGAAAAACAACAGGCUGAGUACACUUACCCCACACUGCUUCAAAGGUUUGAUGAGCCUCCUGAAGCUAGAGCUGGAAGGGAAUACCCUUCAUGAGGGCAGUGUGUCCCCUCUAGCUUUCAGACCACUACAGAGACUUCUGGACCUCCACCUGAACAACAAUAGCUUCCGCUCCCUACCUCUGAACCUUCCACCCUCUCUUCAGACGCUUAAAAUGAAUGAAAAUCUGAUUAAGGAGGUGACAGAGGAGGCGCUGAGGAACUGCAUUCAUUUGAGAGUGCUGGAACUGAGUCGCAACCAUCUGCACGAGCAAGGCAUCGUUACUCAUGCCUGGACCCGUCUCAAGUCCUUGGAAGUCUUGGAUUUAUCCCACAACCUGUUCACCUCCGUUCCGCUGAAUCUGCCUCGCGCCCUUCGUAAACUGACCCUUCAACACAACAGCAUCAGUCACAUCCGUGCCUUCACAUUUCGUCACCUGCGGCCUGGCCUGCAGUCCCUGUGUCUGUCCCACAAUGCCCUGAGCAAUGAGGGUAUCGAACAGUUCUCUUUUGUUGGAACUUACCGCUCACUGGAUGAGCUCUUAUUGGACAACAAUCGCCUCGGAGAGGUCCCGCGCUGCGUCAGGCAGUUUAAGAGCCUGCAGGUGCUGAGACUGAACAACAAUCAGAUCAGGCUGGUGAGGCGGUGGGGAGUGUGCCACCCUCACAAUUCGGGCUCCUUGGCUUCAGUCCACCUUGAAAAUAAUCAUCUGGAAGUCGAGAAGAUUCCUCCAAAUGCUUUCUCCUGUCUCACUGACCCUCAGGGACUUGUCCUAUAUCCCCAGCAGUGGUCCACAUAUGACUAAUAGGCCAGACAGUGGGACAGACAUGCAGGAACACAUGCACACACAUCAAAAGUGACAUACACCCACAUAAUUCUUUGUAAGUUUGUUUUUCUUCUCACUUUUGCAUCUUUUUAAUCAUCCUAUAAUCAUGCAGGGUUUGCAGGACAAUAGUUCUACCAUGCCGUUUGCUUAGUCUGUUGGAGCCUUUGUUGUAUCAUCUCUAA
Molecule: messenger RNA, 2354 nt
Organism: Archocentrus centrarchus (flier cichlid)
Lineage: Eukaryota; Metazoa; Chordata; Actinopteri; Cichliformes; Cichlidae
Product: extracellular matrix protein 2
Exons: 12
Coding region: 295-2151 (618 amino acids)
Biological process (GO): extracellular matrix organization; positive regulation of cell-substrate adhesion
Cellular component (GO): extracellular matrix
Molecular function (GO): collagen V binding; heparin binding; protein binding
Source: RefSeq, a predicted model, not a curated record